AUGUACAGAGAACAAAGAAAUCAGCGAUAUUCUUCUAGUAAAGUUUAUUAUAGUGGUGGCGAAGAUGACAAAAUUUGGAUCGAGUGUUUUCACGACAUUGAUGAGAAAUAUGAAUUUGCGCAUAAUUAUGAAGAACCCGAAGAAUUUGAACCUGCUGAAGGGAUAGAAGCUCUUCUGGAUCCAAGCGCAUUAAAACAGUUGAGGUUGACCGAUGCUGAUAAGACAAUUAAAGUUAAAGAUUUACCCGAAAGAAUGCUCCUUCGACCUGAUAUUGUCGCCGAUAGAAAAUUGACUGAUAAGGAGAUAGAUGAAGCCGCCAAGAUUAUUUGCGACAAUUUAGUUGAAUAUGAUGGUCGUCGAAAGACACAACAACUGUUCGUAGCGAUUAAAAGAGUUUUGAAAUGUUUAGGACAGGAAUUUCUGGAGGUUCCAUAUAUAUACGCCUAUAGACGUGAUUAUAUCGCAGAAUUUCAUAGUGAUUUUUCAGUAUCUCACGAAAUUAUCGAUCGGGCUGAUUUGUGGCAUGUAUAUGACUUGGAGUACCAAUACAGGUUAUUUAUAGAAAAGCGAGAAUCGAUAGAGGAGAUGUUGUCAAAAUACCAGAUUGAUGACGAUUAUGUGACAGACGUAUUAGUAUCCGCAUCAAAUUUAGAAUCUCUGUCCGAUUUGCAUGAAUAUAUUCACCAUCGAUUUUGGAAGGAAAUUGCAGCAGCAAAGUCAGAAAGCUCAACUACUCGUCGUCGCUUAAAAAGGACGACAUUUUAUGAGUCUUGUUUCAACAGGGGACUUCAUAAACUGGUUGAGUGUAUGGGAGUUGAUGUAGAAAAAUUUGGUAGAAGCUUUAUUGAUGAAAGGUUAAAGUACUAUAGACCUUCUGAAUCCCGAUUAGACUCUCUUAUUGAAGAGCAGUUUUCUGUUAAUCCCGCGGAAGAUCUAGCAGAUGCUGUGAAGAUGCUUUCACAAGACAUCGCAUUUAAUCCAUUAUUUAGGAAAUACGUUCGUCAAUAUUACCUUAGACACAGUGUGAUCGUGGUGAGAUCGGUGAAAAGCAUUGGCGAAACAGAUCCUUGUUGGCCAUUUAGAUUUUUAAGAAAGCAUAUCAGCAAAUUUAAAAAUAGUGGAUUGUUUUCCGAGAUAAUGUCAGCCGAGAAAAGAGGACAAGUCAAAGUCACAAUUGCGUUGGAACAUGAGGAAGAUUUUAUGGGGACUUUCGAGAAGCAUAUUACUAACAACUCUACCGAGUUAGAUAGAUCAUGGAACAAGUAUCGUGUAGAUGCGGUUAACCAGGCAUUCAUAAAUAUGCUACGUCCAAUGAUGGAACUUUGGAUUAAGUCCCGUCUCACUAAUGAUGCUGAACAAUGGAUUAUGGCUGAAACGAUGAAAAGUCUUGAAAAUAGAUUAAACAUUCGUCCUUUCAGAUCUGCUAGAAUGGACUCUGACGAAAUCCCUCGGGUGGCAGCUUUGUCAUGGGGUCCCGGAGGUCGUCGUGAGACAGAAUGUGUUUGCAUUGAUGAGAACGGCAAACUUAUUGAGAAACUCGGCUUUAGUGACUUGAGGAAUAGGGAUAUUAAGGAAUUCCACGAAUUUGUUAGAUUCCUUCGCGAAAACAAGCCCCGAGCUAUUGUUGUAAGAUGUUAUGAUGGUCGAACCAAGUUUCUGCUGGAAACA
Molecule: messenger RNA, 1668 nt
Organism: Acaulospora morrowiae
Lineage: Eukaryota; Fungi; Glomeromycota; Glomeromycetes; Diversisporales; Acaulosporaceae
Source: the annotation of a GenBank genome assembly